AUGGAGUCCCAAGGUCAGGGUCACCCCAGCUGGAACACUAGGGGCAGGCGUGCCACCAUCUUCCCCCAGAGAGAUGGGGCUAGAACUUUGGGGCUCUCUGCACUUCCUGCUCAAGAUGAGGCCGAGUUCCUGACCCCCCGCGAAAGGCGGUACAGGCCUCCCCUGGUCAAGAAGAGGGCCAUGUGCGACUUCAGGGUGAGGUGGCCAGAGAUAGUCUCCAAGGAACAGGAGACAGAGAGAGAGGACCUGCCCCGGCCCGGGCUGCAUCCCCUUGACAGGGUCGGCGACUUAAGCCCUUGCUCCUCAGUUGGCAGCAUCAGCCUCAAACCGCAGGACAGCAGCCACGGUGAUUUCCAGGGUUCCCAAGUAUCCCUCACCCACCUCCCGGAGACGCUGGCAAUGUCUCCCUACAUGAAGAUUCUCAACAACUAUCUGAAGCCACAGCUGAUGACUCGGCUGGAGAAGAGGGUGAGGAGGAAGACUUUGGUGGCCAUGAACCAGAUGGAGCAGGAGAUGGAAGCUGUUAAAUUACGUAGGGAAGUGCUGCUGAGGGACGCUAGGGAGCUGCAGGAUGAAAGGGCAUGCGAGGAAGCAGAGAACAAGCCCCUCGUGGACUACCUUAGGAUGAAAAACCAGAGAGCCCAGGAGAAAUACAACUUCCUGUGGAAAGAUUACAUCCAGCAGUGUCAGGAGAUAGAGAACAGGAGGCGAGAACUGGUCUCUGCCUUCGCCUCCCGCACCGACGACCUCCGGAAGCGGCUGUCGCAGGGCAAGAAGAUGGAGGUCGGGUUGAGGAAGAAGCGGAGGGCCCUGGAUCCCAUUGCACAGAUAAAGGAGAGCCAGGGCCGGGAAAAAGAGGCCUUAGAGCAGGAGGAAGCCAGCAUAGUGGCCGACAUCCCCUUCAUGGACCGGGAGGCACACUUGCAAUUCCUGAAGGAAAAAGCCGCCCUGCAGAAGCAAGUGGAGGAGCUGAACCUGCUGGAGUCAGGCGAGGGCAUCACCAGGGAGCUGAAGAAGAAGGCCAAGGCCUUGGCGGCUAUGGUCAAGCAGGCUCACAAGGACUUCUGUCAGGGUAUCAACGCCGAGAACCGGCGCCUGCGAACACAGCUCCAGCAGCUGGAUCGGGAAUUCCGUGAGCUGCAAAUCAGAAAGGAGGAGCUGGAACAGGGAAAGCAGCGGUGGAAAGAGCAGCAGUGGUACCUGGAGGCCCUGGCCCGGGGGCGGCAGCGCCUGCAGCGGCGGGAGUUCGGCCCCCCCAAACCGCAGGCUGCUCCCCACCCAACCCGGGGCAGACUACUGGAGGCCAGGCUGAAAACCAAUCCCAAGUAAUGGCUGCCACGUCCCAGGAAGCAGGCCGGAGCUGAAGUUGGGGGUAGCACACAAGAAAUGAAGAUGCUAUCUAUCAGGAUAAAGCAAAGGGGACAGAAAUCCCAAGGGGAUGGA
Molecule: messenger RNA, 1443 nt
Organism: Phodopus roborovskii (desert hamster)
Lineage: Eukaryota; Metazoa; Chordata; Mammalia; Rodentia; Cricetidae
Product: coiled-coil domain-containing protein 121
Exons: 1
Coding region: 1-1329 (442 amino acids)
Source: RefSeq, a predicted model, not a curated record